This is a messenger RNA of Boeremia exigua, 3301 nucleotides long. RefSeq lists its product as uncharacterized. Gene Ontology annotation, biological process: regulation of gene expression. The coding region runs from base 352 to 2949 and encodes 865 amino acids. Gene Ontology annotation, molecular function: RNA polymerase II cis-regulatory region sequence-specific DNA binding; protein binding; chromatin DNA binding. The transcript is spliced from 5 exons. The record is from RefSeq and is a predicted model, not a curated record. NCBI's taxonomy places the organism in Eukaryota, Fungi, Ascomycota, Dothideomycetes, Pleosporales, Didymellaceae.
CCAGCUUCCUCACGCUCCCUCGGCCCCAGCGAGCAUCCGGCGCGCGCCAUCCAUCGCAACGCCGCCCACGCCCAUCACCACUGCCCUGCCGCCCCGUCUCGCGUGCAUCCACACUGCCCGUCGCUGCUGUGUCUGAUUGGCCUGCCCGCCGCGCACCCUCCUGUCGUUCUCCGCGACGCCUGUGCCAGACGCGACUCGUCGACGCGGUCCCCUGGGAAGAAGCAACCACACCCGGCCUGUUCUGCUGGCGCAUUGCUGCCAUUGCUGCCGCUGCUGCCGUUGCUGCCCCCUCGCUGUCGUGUAGCGCGUUGACUCCGCUGCCUCUGCCGGCCCCAGCUGUCCCCGCCCCCCAUGGCGAGCCACCAGCAGCCCUCGCCCACUGCAGGCCUACCGCCGCACCAUGGCGGCCCGCACCCCGCGCACGCCCAGGUCAACGGCCACCCGCCGCACGUCACGCAGCCCAAGACGCCGUCGCAGUACUUGAGCCAAUUGACCGAGGCCGUCUGGACGCAGAUGGGCUCGCUGUCGGAGCAGAUGCAGGACUUCGAGAGCGCCAUGGAGUGCUACCAGCUGGCGCUCAAGUAUAACCAGUGGUCUGUGCCCGCCAUGCAAGGCAUAGCGUGCAUUCUGCGCACCAAGGACCUGUUCCCGCAGGCCGUCGAGUAUCUGCGUACUAUUCUUAAGGUCGACCCUGCCAACGGCGACGUGUGGGGCAGCCUCGGCCACUGCUACCUGAUGAUGGACGACCUCCAGCAGGCGUACUCGGCGUACCAGCAGGCGCUCUACCAUCUGUCCGACCCCAAGGAACCCAAGCUCUGGUACGGCAUCGGCAUCCUGUACGACCGCUAUGGCUCCCUCGAGCACGCCGAAGAAGCCUUCUCGCAGGUCAUGCGUAUGGAGCCUAACUUCGAGAAGGCCAACGAGAUCUACUUCCGCCUGGGCAUAAUCUACAAGCAGCAGCAGAAGUUCAAUCAGAGUUUGGACUGCUUCAAGUACAUCGUCACCAAUCCGCCUCGCCCGCUUACAGAGGAGGACAUCUGGUUCCAGAUCGGUCACGUCUACGAGCAGCAGAAGGAAUUCGAAGCCGCCAAGGGCGCCUAUCGUCGCGUCCUGGAACGCGACCCCAACCACGCCAAGGUCCUGCAGCAGCUAGGAUGGCUGCACCACCAGCAGAGCACCAACUACACCAGCCAAGAGCAGGCUAUCGAGUAUCUGGAGAAAUCAGUCGCUUCAGAUCAAACUGAUGCACAGAGUUGGUACCUCCUUGGUCGAUGCUAUAUGUCCCAGCAGAAGUACCCCAAGGCUUACGAGGCCUACCAGCAGGCUGUCUACCGCGAUGGGCGUAAUCCCACGUUCUGGUGCAGCAUCGGUGUGUUGUACUACCAGAUUAACCAGUACCGUGAUGCACUGGAUGCCUACUCGCGUGCCAUUCGGCUCAACCCGAACAUUUCCGAGGUCUGGUACGACCUUGGAACCCUGUACGAGUCUUGUAACAACCAGACUGCUGAUGCGCUUGAUGCGUACCAGCGUGCGGCCGACCUCGACCCAUCCAAUGUUCACAUCAAGGCUCGUCUGCAACUGCUCCAGAACGGUCAAGGCUCAGCCGGCGCGCCCAACCAGGGCAAUGCCCCCGUGCCUCAAGAUGUUCAUCCUCAAGCUUAUCAGCCUGCCUCUGUUCACGGUCCUGCUGCUCCUCAGUGGGGCUCUCAACCUGCGCAGCCGCCUCAGGGACCUGCGCCACCAGCUCUUGGAACUGCUGGCUGGGAUCGUCCUUUGGCUCAGAUUAGGGAUCCGGGCCUGCCGCCUCAGUCUCUCAAUCCAUAUGAGCAGCGCGAGGGCAUUCGCCCACCAACCCAGCAUACCGCUCAGCGUCCAGUGAGCCCGCGUCAAGAGGCUCCGAGGACCUACGGUGAGCCUCCACGACCUCCCACCAAUGGUCCUGGCCCAUCUGGUCCAGCCGGUCCUCCCCCACCAGGCCCAGGAUCUCUGCGCCGCGGCAUGUCGCCGUCGCCAAAGACACACCAUGCUGCCCCCAGCCCAUACCACCCUCAGCCGCCGCAGCUCACACCUCAGCCAAACCAGGCACAGCAGCCGCCGCCUCCUCACCAAUCGCAGCAAGCUCAACAGCCUCCCCAGCCAACUCGUAUUUCUAACCCGAACUACGGUCCACACGCUGGUGCUGGCAGCGUCCCGCCACCUCCACCUCCACCACCGGCUGCACUGGCUGGACCACCAGGUCAGACGACCCCUGGGCCUCUCCCACCCUACGGACGUCCCGGUAGCCCACUACCGGAGGUGCGACCUAUUGUUGAGAACCGUGCUGGUUCUCCACGUAACGGAUACCAGGGGCCAUAUCAGGCUCAACAUCACGCUGACCCAUCUGCCAGCGGUGGCAUUGCUAGCGGUGCGCCACCGCCAGCUGCUGCUCUUGCCGCCGCUGAAGCAGCCGCACGCGAUCGUGAAGAGCGCCCACCGACUGCUCCGCCAAAACGACACAGGGAGUGGGAAGAGAGUCCGAAGCCACAGAGCAAUGAGGAGAAGCGCCAGAAGAUCGAAGAGUCUCACAGCCGCCGGCCAUCUCCUCCUCACCACGUCUCUUCGCCACAAAUUCCGCGACAGAGCCCUCAGGUCGCGUCUGAUGCUCGGCGUAUCAACGACGGGUAUCAUCCCUCAGAAGCUGCUCAUCACCCGCCAUCGCUGGCACCGAUUGGGGCUCCUCAACCGCCGACGCCGCUGCCUCGGAUGUCAGAGACGCCGGCGCCUGCAAAAGAGACACCUCGACCCGAACACCACGAGCCAGCUGCUCGCCAUGUAGACGUUGACGAGAACUACGAUGAUGAGGCCGAUGAGCCAAAGACCAACGGCACAAAGUCUGAGCGCAAUAGCCCACGUACCGCGCCCACAAAUGGGGUCCCACACCCUGCCACUCCCGCUGAACAGAAGGCUUGAGAAGGGCCACUGGUGGAUCCCAAUAAGUUUUUGGACGUCUGUCAACACACGAGGCAUAUAUCAUCCCUUGUCUAAGUCUCCAGCGACUAGAAGUCUUAGAGGCAUAAUGUUUGCGUCUGACCAGGAUCUUGCGAGGUCAUAUUUUCGUAUAUAGUUCCUAUCACUCGCUUUAUCUUCAUUUGUAGAUCCUCAAGAUCUGGAACGGAGGCUUUGUAGAUGGUGUUCAGGUGGGGAUACCCUCGACUCGCUGUAUGCUUGUAUGAUCAACAAAAGCAAAACUGCGACUUAGGCUUUGUAUUUAUUAUUAUUCAGAAUAGUAUUCAGAAUGACCCACACAAAGUAAAGACUAUAC